AUGGCGGUGCCCACCUCCACUAACCCAGCACAUGCCCACUUUGAGAGCUUCCUGCAGGCCCAGCAGUGUCAGGAUGUGCUGAGCAGUUUCCAGGGGCUCUGUGAGACCCUGGGGGUAGAGGCUGGUGGGGGUUUGACCCAAUACCACAAAAUCAAGGCUCAGCUCAACUACUGGAGUGCCAAGUCCCUGUGGGCCAAGCUGGACAAGCGAGCAGGCCAGCCUGUGUACCAGCAGGGCCGGGCCUGCACCAGCACCAAGUGCCUGGUCGUGGGCGCUGGACCUUGUGGGCUACGGACUGCGGUGGAGCUGGCACUACUGGGGGCCCGUGUGGUGCUGGUGGAAAAGCGCAUCAAGUUCUCUCGCCAUAAUGUGCUCCACCUCUGGCCCUUCACCAUCCAUGACCUGCGGGCACUUGGUGCCAAGAAGUUCUAUGGGCGCUUCUGCACAGGCUCCCUGGACCACAUCAGCAUCCGUCAGCUUCAGCUGUUACUGCUAAAGGUAGCACUACUGCUAGGAGUGGAAAUUCACUGGGGUGUCACUUUCACUGGCCUCCAGCCCCCUCCCAAAAAGGGGUGUGGCUGGCGUGCCCAGCUCCAGCCCAGCCCACCGGUCCAACUGGCCAACUAUGAAUUUGAUGUCCUUAUCUCUGCUGCUGGAGGUAAAUUCGUCCCUGAAGGCUUCACAGUUCGAGAAAUGCGAGGCAAACUGGCCAUAGGUAUUACAGCCAACUUUGUGAAUGGGCGCACUGUGGAGGAGACGCAGGUGCCCGAGAUCAGUGGUGUGGCCAGGAUCUAUAACCAGAACUUCUUCCAGAGCUUGCUCAAGGCCACAGGCAUUGAUCUGGAGAACAUCGUGUACUAUAAGGAUGACACCCACUACUUUGUGAUGACAGCCAAGAAACAGUGCCUGCUGCGGCUAGGGGUGUUGUGCCAGGACUACUCGGAGACUGAUCGGCUGCUAGGCAGUGCCAAUGUGGUGCCCGAGGCUCUACAGCGCUUUGCCCGGGCAGCUGCUGACUUUGCCACCCAUGGCAAGCUCGGGAAGCUGGAGUUUGCCCAGGAUGCCCAUGGGCGGCCUGACGUCUCUGCCUUUGACUUCACAACCAUGAUGCGGGCGGAGAGCUCUGCUCGUGUACAAGAGAAGCACAGUGCCCGUCUCCUGCUGGGACUGGUGGGAGACUGCCUGGUGGAGCCCUUUUGGCCCCUGGGCACCGGAGUGGCCCGUGGCUUUCUGGCCGCCUUUGAUGCAGCCUGGAUGGUGAAGCGGUGGGCAGAAGGCGCUGAGCCCCUAGAGGUGUUGGCUGAGCGUGAGAGCCUCUACCAGCUCCUGUCACAGACAUCCCCGGAAAAUAUGAACCGAAAUGUGGCCCAGUAUGGGCUGGACCCAGCCACUCGCUACCCCAACGUGAACCUCCGGGCUGUGACUCCCAACCAGGUACGAGACUUGUAUGACAUGGUGGCUAAGGAGCCUGGGCGGAGGAAGAAUGACAAGACUGAUUCGGGAAAGUUGGCCACUGGUAAGGCAGGCACCCAGGAGGCACUGCUACACUGGUGUCAGGAGCAAACCACUGGGUACCCGGGUGUCCAUGUCACUGACCUGUCCUCCUCCUGGGCUGAUGGGCUAGCUCUGUGUGCCCUGGUACACCGCCUGCAGCCCAGCCUGCUGGAACCCUCAGAUGUGCAGGGGAUGGGUGCCCUGGAAGCAACUUCGUGGGCACUGAAGAUGGCAGAGCAGGAGCUGGGCAUCACGCCAGUGUUGUCUGCACAGGCAGUGGUGGCGGGGAGCGACCCGCUGGGCCUCAUUGCUUACCUCAGCCACUUCCACAGUGCCUUCAAGAACAAGCCUCGCAGCCCAGGCCCGGUCAGCCAAGGCUCUCCAGGGACUGCCAACGCUGUGCUAUUCCUUGGCAAACUACAUAGGACCCUGCAGCGGACCCGGACCCAGGAAAAUGGGGAGGAUGCUGGUGGCAAGAAACCUCGCUUGGAGGUAGAGGCCAAGACUCCAAGUACUGAGGAGCCACCUGCUCCAGAGUCCAGUCUACCCCUGACACCCCCAUCCGAACACCAGGAGCCUGGUGCUGGGGACCUGUGUGCACUCUGUGGGGAACACCUCUAUAUCCUGGAACGCCUGUGUGCCAACGGCUGUUUCUUCCACCGGAGCUGCUUCCGCUGCCAUAGCUGCGAGGCCACUUUGUGGCCAGGUGGCUAUGAGCAGCACCCAGGAGAUGGACACUUCUACUGCCUCCAGCACCUGCCCCAGCCAGAUCACAAAGAGGCUAGCAGGGACAGUGGCCCUGAGAAUCCGGAGCUACCCACACCAGGCAAUGACAGCCUACCACAGGCCCCUUCGAUGCCCACAGUCCCCCAGGAGAGGGCCAAGCCUGCUCCAAGUCCCAGCCAGCCCACCCGCCGGCUGAUCCGCCUCUCCAGCCCAGAACGCCAGCAACUGUCCUCCCUUAAGCUUACCCCUGACACGGAGAUGGAGCCCCCUCCCAAACCCCCCCGAAGCUGCUCUGCCUUGGCCCGCCAGGCUCUGGAGGGUAGUUUUGUGGGCUGGGGAGUACCAGCCCAGGGACCUCAAGCUCUUGUGGUCUUGGAGAAGGAAGAAGAAGAGAGUUCCCCCUCUAGUGAAGAGGAAGAGGAGGAACAAGAUGUUGCUUUGGAUGAUGACGUGGAGGAGGCCCUGCUGACCUUUGCCAAGAACUCAGGCACCAUGAACAAGUACCCAACAUGGCGGAUGACUCUGUUGCGCCGUGCCAAGGAGGAGGAGAUGAAGAGGUUCUGCAAGGCCCAGGCCAUCCAGCGGCGACAAAAUGAGAUCGAGGCUUCUCUGAGGGAGCUGGAGGCUGAGGGCGUGAAGCUGGAGCUGGCCUUGAGGCGUCAGAGCAGCUCCCCAGAGCAGCAAAAGACACUGUGGCUAGAACAGCUGCUACAGCUCGUUCAGAAGAAAAACAGUCUGGUGGCUGAGGAAGCUGAGCUGAUGAUCACGGUACAGGAGCUUAACUUGGAGGAGAAACAGUGGCAGCUAGACCAGGAACUACGAGGCUACAUGAACCGGGAAGAAACCCUAAAGACAGCUGCCGAUCGGAAGGCUGAGGACCAGGUCCUGAAGAAGCUGGUGGAUGUGGUGAACCAGAGAGACGCUCUUAUCCGCUUCCAGGAGGAGCGCAGGCUCAGUGAGCUGGCCUCAGGGAUGGGAGCCCAAGGCUAG
Molecule: messenger RNA, 3210 nt
Organism: Orycteropus afer afer
Lineage: Eukaryota; Metazoa; Chordata; Mammalia; Tubulidentata; Orycteropodidae
Source: RefSeq, a predicted model, not a curated record